GGGGGGGAUAUUACAGGCGCUUCAGACUGGAGGCUCAAAGCGCCAAGUCAACCCAGGGCGAGGAACUUCUGGCGCCCUUUCACUUUUCCUGCCUUUCUUGAUUUUGCUGCCAUUCACUUUCUGGGAACCAGACUCUGCCGCCGCCUCCUCCUCCUCCUCUGUCCCCCCCCCCCCUCCCGCGCGCAUUUUCUUACUUUUUUCAGCCUCCGAUCGGUGUCUGGGCUCAGUGAGCUGCUCAGCUCGGUUUCUGCUUCUCAAAUCCUGCCUUCUCCGCAGGCGUCGCCUUUCCCCCCCUCCCAGCCUCCCAGCCACCCACCCAGCCACCCAGCCUGCUCCGAGCUUCGGAUCCCUAGCCGGGUGAAGAGAGCCGCUGCCGCGCUUCAUAUAUACUUGGAAAAGACGGUGCAAGCGCCUUGCUUCGGCUCUUUCCUGGCCGGGAGAAACGUCGGAUCAGCCAACCGGUCCAAGUUUCCGCUCCCGGGCUCCCGGCCAUUCGGAGAAGAUUGCGAGUAGGAGGAAGAGGAGGAGGAGGAGGAGGAGAGGAAGAAGGAAGAAGAAAAGAUGCGAGGCUCGGCCUGGAGGAAGGGGCUCUAAAGCACCUGUCACGCCGUCCGGAGCAGAGCUGGGAAGGAGCGGAGCCUCCGCAAGCCAGCCGCAGGCAGCCUCCGCAGAGCGAGCCUCCCUAAGGCAGCGACGCCACGGCGCUCCUCCCGGAGGACCCCAGGAUGAGCAAGCCGGCGGGAUCAACAAGCCGGAUUUUAGAUAUCCCAUGUAAAGUGUGUGGUGACCGCAGUUCUGGCAAGCACUAUGGGGUUUAUGCCUGCGAUGGAUGCUCGGGGUUUUUCAAACGAAGCAUCAGAAGGAAUAGGACGUAUGUCUGCAAGUCUGGAAACCAGGGAGGCUGUCCAGUGGACAAGACACACAGGAACCAAUGCAGAGCAUGUCGGCUGAAGAAAUGCUUGGAAGUCAACAUGAAUAAAGAUGCUGUUCAACAUGAAAGGGGACCAAGAACAUCUACCAUCAGGAAACAAGUAGCUCUAUAUUUCAGAGGGCAUAAACAAGAUAACGGAAGCACACCACACUUCUCCUCUGCAGCUCUGCCUGCUCCAGCUUUCUUCACUGCAGUCACACAGCUGGAACCUCACAAUCUAGAACUAGCCACAGUUUCUACAGCAUCUGAAAGGCAGAAUCUAGUUGGCUUAGCUCAGCCAACUCCAAAGUAUCCACAUGAAGUCAGCGGUACUCCCAUGUACCUGUACGAAGUGGCCACAGAAUCCGUCUGCGAGUCUGCAGCAAGGCUUCUCUUUAUGAGCAUCAAGUGGGCCAAGAGUGUCCCGGCCUUUUCUACUCUCUCCUUACAAGAUCAGGCUAUCAAACCUGGGCUGCAAAUAUCAGAACAAUCAGUAGAUGGCAGCACAGAGCUGAUGCUUUUGGAAGAUGCUUGGAGAGAACUGUUUGUUCUAGGAAUAGCACAAUGGGCCAUUCCAGUUGAUGCUAACACUCUACUGGCUGUAUCGGGCAUGAAUGGUGACAACACAGAUUCUCAAAAGCUGAAUAAGAUUAUCUCAGAAAUACAAGCCUUACAGGAGGUGGUGGCUAGAUUUAGACAGCUUCGGUUAGAUGCCACAGAAUUUGCCUGCCUCAAAUGUAUUGUCACUUUCAAAGCAGUACCUACACACAGCGGUUCUGAACUGAGAAGUUUUAGAAAUGCUGCCGCCAUUGCAGCUCUUCAAGAUGAAGCUCAGCUCACCCUGAAUAGCUACAUUCAUACGAGGUAUCCUACCCAGCCGUGUCGUUUUGGGAAACUGCUGUUGCUCUUGCCAGCUUUACGUUCAAUUAGUCCUUCAACGAUAGAAGAAGUAUUUUUCAAAAAAACAAUUGGGAACGUGCCAAUUACAAGACUGCUUUCAGAUAUGUAUAAAUCCAGUGACAUAUAGAACUGACACGGGGCAACCAAGAGAAGCCAGGUGAUCAUUUCUAAAGACCUUUUUUAACGAAUGGAGAGCAAACAUCAGAUAAAUAAUUCUACAAGAAAUGGGAUCCUGGAGACAUUUUAUCCAACCACAAAAUCAAUCAAUAGAGAACAUUUUGUAAGUUUGGGAGAAAAUAUUGUUACAUAUUAAAACGGAGCUCAAUUGAACUUGACAGCUGUUCCCACCGUUGCAGCUUGAUGCUGCCCGUUCCGCUGUUGUUCUUAGAUCCAGGUUUGGAAAAACCACAGUUUAAACAGGGAGAGAUGACAAGGUGAAGCAAAAGAAUCUCUAGGGUUUGUUUAUUCCAUACUCUGAAAAGUUGGGUAACCAAACGUUGUUCUGUUGUAUUGUGUCAUGAAGUGGCCUUCAACAAUUUGUGUAUAUGUGGUUUUUUUUUUAACUAAUUGUCGGUGAAUCCUUUUUACAUGACAGGUAAUAUUGAAUACUAGGUUAUCCAAACAUUUAUGGCAGUUAUAACAUAAUAAAAGUGGCCUUUGCAAUGAAUUUUUAGGGUGUACUCUGGCAAAUACCUUUUGAAUUCAAAUUUGCCAGGCUUGCUAUUUAAGGUUUUUUUAAACCAAUGGUGGACUUCAUGCCUAAAUCUUGACAUCAUUUCAUUUCGGUUUAAUAUGUCAGACAGAAGAGCUUUAAAAAGAGUUUUCCUUUUUUUAGAAAAAUACACACUAAGAGACUAAACAGCAAAACCAAAUAAAAAAAAAAUGGAGAGGACUGACGCAGUGACUUCAUCGCUGUUCCACUGGCAUAAGGCUGAAACCAAAGGCAAUGAUGCCCAAACUCCUUGUUAAUGAGAUGCAUAAGAAGGGACCCAUCUUACAAAAGAAUGGAAAAUAUUAUGAAUUAUUGAAAAAUCAGUUGCUCAAUACAACAAACGUAACUAUCUUUGAGACUCUCUGGUCUGCUUGAUACUGUACUAGGAAACACAUCAUUCCACUUAUGGGUCAUGUUGGCUAGGACUAGAUGUUAAGAUGGGGAAGGCUGUU
Molecule: messenger RNA, 2974 nt
Organism: Crotalus tigris (Tiger rattlesnake)
Lineage: Eukaryota; Metazoa; Chordata; Lepidosauria; Squamata; Viperidae
Gene: NR2E1
Product: nuclear receptor subfamily 2 group E member 1
Exons: 10
Coding region: 726-1937 (403 amino acids)
Biological process (GO): anatomical structure development; cell differentiation; negative regulation of transcription by RNA polymerase II
Molecular function (GO): zinc ion binding; RNA polymerase II cis-regulatory region sequence-specific DNA binding; nuclear receptor activity
Source: RefSeq, a predicted model, not a curated record